This is a messenger RNA of Xyrauchen texanus (razorback sucker), 4296 nucleotides long. Its product is annotated as E3 SUMO-protein ligase PIAS1-like. Gene Ontology annotation, biological process: protein sumoylation; regulation of transcription by RNA polymerase II. Bases 151 to 2100 code for a protein of 649 amino acids. Gene Ontology annotation, molecular function: SUMO ligase activity; transcription coregulator activity; zinc ion binding. The record is from RefSeq and is a predicted model, not a curated record. Lineage: Eukaryota; Metazoa; Chordata; Actinopteri; Cypriniformes; Catostomidae. The transcript is spliced from 14 exons.
GGAGCAUUUUACAUUAAAUGCAGCAAAGAAGAUCGUUACCUGCAAGUUAUGCAAAGCUGAGCUUGUGUGGCAUGGAAGUACCACAGUGAUGCACGAACACAUGAAGAGGAAACACGUUGGUGUCACGGAUGAAGGUGAAACAGCACGCAAAUGGUGAUGAGCCUCCGUGUCUCAGAGCUUCAAGUUCUUCUGGGAUAUGCAGGCCGCAACAAGCAUGGACGAAAACAUGAACUCUUGACCAAAGCGCUACACUUGUUGAAAGUCGGCUGCAGCCCUGCCGUGCAAAUGAAGAUCAAGGAGCUCUACCGUCGGCGCUUCCCCACCAAGAUGGUGUCCCCGACAGACCUCUCACUUACUGGCAUUCACUCCAGUUCUGGAGGAGCUUCUGCAGGCCUAACCCAGCUGGGAUUCAAUAGGCACGGCUCACCCUCUCUACUACCUGUUGCACUGCUUGGGCCAAAACAUGAGCUGGGCCUGCCCCACCUGCCCUCUGCCCUUCACCCAGUACAUCCAGACGUUAAGCUCCAGAGGCUGCCCUUCUACGAUGUGCUUGAUGAGCUGAUCAAGCCCACAAGUUUAGCCUCUGACAGCAGUCAAAGAUUUCAGGAAACGUGUUUUGCGUUUGCACUAACGCCUCAGCAAGUUCAACAGAUCAGCAGUUCAAUGGACAUCUCUGGGACCAAAUGUGACUUCACUGUUCAAGUACAGCUAAGGUUUUGCUUAUCAGAGACAAGUUGUCCUCAGGAAGACCAUUUCCCACCCAACCUUUGUGUGAAAGUGAAUGGAAAACCCUGUAACCUCCCUGGAUACCUUCCUCCAACUAAAAAUGGAGUGGAGCCAAAGCGACCGAGCAGACCCAUCAACAUUACCUCCUUGGUUAGAUUGUCUACAACGGUCCCCAACACCAUUGUUGUGUCAUGGACAUCAGAAAUUGGGAGGAGUUACUCUAUGGCAGUUUACCUGGUCCGACAGCAGUCCUCCACUGUUUUGCUACAGAGACUACGGUCGAAAGGCAUUAGAAACCCAGACCACUCUAGAGCACUCAUCAAAGAAAAGCUUACUGCCGACCCUGACAGUGAGAUUGCCACCACUAGCCUGCGAGUCUCCUUGCUCUGUCCGCUCGGAAAGAUGCGGCUGACGAUUCCCUGCCGAGCACUCACCUGCUCACACCUGCAGUGCUUUGAUGCUACACUCUAUAUCCAAAUGAAUGAGAAGAAACCCACAUGGGUGUGCCCGGUCUGCGACAAGAAAGCCCCAUAUGAGCAUCUUAUUAUUGAUGGAUUAUUCAUGGAGAUUCUGAGCAGUUGUAUGGACUGUGAUGAGAUCCAGUUUAAAGAGGAUGGUAAUUGGGCUCCUAUGAGAUCCAAGAAGAUGGUACAGGAAGUGUCAGCCUCGUCAAACGGUAUUGAAGACUCUUGUCGUUCGGUUGUGUCAGCCCACAGAAACAGUUCGUCCCACAGCAGUAAUAAGGUGGAGGUGAUUGACCUGACGCUGGACAGCUCCUCAGAUGAUGAUGAUGAUGAUGAUGAUUACAAUGACGAGCCUCCACCUAAAAGAGCCUGUCCAUCCCUAUCACCCACCUCCCCACCUGUCAGCAAAGGAGUGUUAAAUCUGCAUCAUCAGGCAUCUCCACUGGCACAAGCUCAAAGCAUGCCUGCAGUGGAAUCUAACUACAUUCCUCCCCCCCCUCCUCUCAUCCAGGACUACCGUCACUAUUACCACACUCCCAGUGAUCUAUCAGAUCUGAAUUUCUUCUCAUUUUUACAAGGGGACAAUCACCAGCAUUAUAACAUGGUCAUGGCUGCUGCGGCCGCUGCCUCAGCCUCUGCAUCAGCAUCAGACGACCAUGAGCUGCUGCUAAACCGCUUCAUGCCCUAUGGUUCCUCACAGCUUUUCCUGGAGCAGUCGGGGACACCUGCAAGCAGCUCACUAGUGCCUGCUAAUGGCAGCGGAGGCAGCAGCAGUGGAAGCAGCAGUAGUCUGGUGUCCUCCAGCAGCCUGAGAGACAGCCACCCACAUAGCAAUGGCUCCCGCUCGCGCACUGAUGCCGCUGCCUCCGUUAUAUACGGCUCCAUCCCUGAUGUAAUUUCACUGGACUGACCACACUUGGGCGCCAUACAAACAGACUAGCCUUUAUCACAAACAGCAGGAGGGUGAAGCAGCAGCUUUGUGCACUCAUUAAUAGGAUUUAGACAUGAAUGAGGUGGAACGCUGGAAAAAAAGAGAACAAAGACUUUUGUAAAGAGAGCUGUGUACAGAGAAGAAAAAUCUAUUUUCGGUUUUACUUUUGUAUAUAAACAAUAGAACGCUGCCUACCCAGUGAGUGACUUCAGUCGGUAUUUUCUCCAUGGAUACUGAAAAUGUUUUUCACUGAUUUCUGUUCUGUGAUUAUCUUAUUCUAUACCUUUUAUACUUUUUUGCUAUUUUAUUUCACCUCAAAUAAUUAUUUUAGUCACAAUAAUGGAAAGGCAGUCAUCUGUAUAAUUAUUUUCCUGUCUGGUCAUAAGACUCUUUGCCCUCAGCCAUUGUUUGAACGAUGAGGGAACAUGAUAUUAUUUAACGCCAUUAUCCUGUGCAGGUAAUUUAUUAUUGCUUUUAAGUUAUGUAGGAUGUAUGCUGUACAGAAGCAUUCCCUUACGCCAAGACAGAGUCAAGCCACGACAUGCUUGAAGAGUCAACGGAGGUCAUGUCUUAUUCCUUUUGCACAUUCUCUCUCAUCCAUUACCACAUGAAGUAUCCAGAAGUAGAGAUAGGUUUAAAGAAAGCAGUGCCCAGAUUUGUUGGUUAUUAUCGGAGGUGAACUCUGGUUCUCACAAUCUUAUGUUCUUUAGAUGUUGUUUGUUUGUACCCUCAGAAAAUUUCAGGCACUAUUGCAUACCUCAUUAACACAGAAACCUUACAGAGGUGUAACGGCACAUGUCAGCAGACCUUCAGAUAUUUUGAAACUGUAUCUAAUUUUGAUACUUACAUGUUAGCCUCAUUUUUAUAAGCUGGUCGCUAGUUUCCAACUAUUACACACUCAUUUUGUUUGGCAAUUUAAAUAUGCACUCAGUGGACUUAACAAUUUAGAUUUUACUCCGGUUGAAUCCAAGUUGUGUAGCUUCCUUAAGAGGAUAUAAUUGGAACAACUGCAUUCUGACUCUGUCAACUAUGAUGAUUGAACUCAAUUGCAUCCUUUUUCAAUUUGGUGUCUGGUGUCUUCUGUCUUCUCAAAUGGCCCAUUUUAAAUUUCGAGAACAUAAUGUUUCCUUGAAAUGUCAUUUUCUCAAGGUCUGCAUAUCCUCCCUGUCAAAAGCCUAAAUAGGCUACAACUAAGAUUGGAAUCAACUGUAAUUGAAACAUCAUACAACCAUUAUCAUUGAGCCCCAUUAUUUAGCAUUACAGAUUUUCAAAGUGUGUUUGAAAGGUGACCUUAGUGCUACCUAGACAUCUGUGCUGUCUGUUUUGUCUGUAUAAAAUGUAAUUUAUUUAUUUUAUCUAUAUAUAUUAUAUUUUUACUAUUUGUUUGAUCAAGCAUUACUGUCUUGCAUUUAUUUCUUAAUUAUUUGACAAGCUCUUAACACUUGCUUUGCAUUGUACAAGUAUUUAAUUAUGUGUCCAUGUCUCAUUCUCUCAUAUUUGUACUAUAUGAGACACCUGAGGCAUUAAUUCCACAAUCUUACUUGCUGUGUCAGUUUCAGCUUUUGUUGAAAUUAAACAAUUUAAAGGAUAAAAGCCAGCUGAGUGUGCAUAUCCUCUAGCUCAGUUAUUUUUAAUGACCUAGGCAUUGAAUAGUAAUGGUUAUCCAUUGAUCUUCCUCCAUUAAAGAGGUUGUGGCACAAUGUUGGGUUUUGAUGAGUUGGCACAUACUUUAAAUCACAGUUUAAGAUUUGAUUACAGCUAGCACACAGAAAAGACCACUAACUUUCCUUACUGAAUGUUUCCAAGUGAUUUAGAACAAAUGUUCAACUAAGUUUCAAAUUAACAAUUGGCCAUAAACACUUUUGACAUUCUUUAGUACUGAAAUUAUACAUUUCACAUGCCCCCUGAAUCGCCACAUCUGCCUUCCCUUGAAGUGUACCACUAGACAGUCAGUCCAUAGCUGUACCAAUAACUGGCAGCAUGAACUCGCUGCCUUAAGUUCUUCCCUUACUGUAUGUAUGCUAUGAGAGAAACCUUUAUGUACAGGAAACCAAUACCAGUUUGUAUAAAAAAAUUAUAUUAAUUAUUUAUUAUUUCAAUUGGGAUACAUUAUUUACCUAAUGAAUGUUACUUGUUUAUGUAGAGAGCGAUUUAGCUGUAAUAAAACAAAUACAU